AUGUCAGCAAUAGUUUGUAUAUCACUUUGGGAUGUGAUGGACGUGAAGCCGAGCGGCGACUGUCCCUAUAUAUGCGGUUUGGACACCAAAUUCAAUGCCAUUAUCUCAUGGGAUGUUUGGCCGCAAUCGCUGUUCAUUAGCGGCGAAUGCGCUUAUAUUAUACACUAUAAUACCACUACAUUAUACCCGAUGGACACACAACUGAUCCAUGGCUUUAAACAUUUGCUUAAUAUUUCACAUCUGAUGACAGAAAAUCAUAAUCAAAAUAAGUAUCAAUUUAUAUAUAUGGAUCAUAUACUGACUGAUGUGACACAAGUGGACACUGAUUUUGAUUUGAAUUAUUAUAUGUGGAAACAUAUCGGGAUUAGACUUAAAGUUAAAUGCUAUACCAAUACAUGCAAUGCUUUCAGUUCGGAUCAGUUAGAGAUUGGCUUUUAUGGCAAAAAUGGCAAAACUCACGUUCGGCCCAAUCCUGAGCCCACACAAGAGCCCGACGAAGAAGUGAAACCAGAAGUGAAACCAGAAGUCAAACCAGAAAUCAAACCAGAAGUAGAACCAGAGUCUGAACCGGAGUGGGAACCGGAAUCUGAACCAGAGUGGGAGCCAGAGUGGGAACCAGAGCCUGAAGUGGAGCCGGAAUGGGACCCCGAGUGGGAACCUGAGCCUGAAUUUGGCCGUUCGACAGUCACUACACACCGGCCGUAUGGCGAACAUCAUACUCGUCCGCGUCCUGAGUCAGAGCGCACAACACGGCAUCCAUACGUCACCCGCAGUACUACUCGUCGUCGACCUCACAGACCAAAGCCCACACCAGAGGCAGAAGAGCACACAUGGAUUACUCCAACGCCUCCCAAACCCGCGCCCAUCGCUGAGUCCACCACUACUCCCGAACCGGAGCCCGAAGAUGACGAAGACUUUUGGGUUACGGUUCCCGCUAUACCCACACAACAGAGACCAAAACCUGAGACACAUCCUGUGUCUGAGCACCACACUCGGCCCACAACUACUACCACAACCACUCGACGACCGCGACCAGAGGUGACCAGACCUGAACACCAUUGGACACCCUCUACAACAACUACUCGACGGCCUAAGCCUGAGACCACUACCCGAAGGCCGAGACCCGAGAUUACACCCGAAGCUGAGCGCCCGACUACUACGCGAAGACCGAGGCCUGAGAUAACGCCUGAAACUCAGAGGCCGACCACUACUCGGAAGCCAAGACCAGUGACAACACCUGAAUCUCAUCGCCCGACCACUAGUCGUAGGCCAAGACCUGAGAUUACGCCAGAGGCUGAACGGCCGACAACAACGCGAAGACCGAGACCUGAGAUAACUCCAGAAGCCGAGCGCCCGACCACUACCAGUAAGCCGAGGCCAGAGACAACGCCUGAAGCCGAAAGACCGACGACUACCCGAAGACCCAGACCUGAAACUACACCGGAAGCAGAGCGACCGACAACUACUACCACUACUACUCGACGCCCGCGACCGGAGACCCCGCGGCCUGAAGAGGAGCAUCACUGGCCACCGGAGCCAAUCACCACUCCAAGACCAGAAGCAGAGCCUUCAACCACUACUCGUCGGCCCAGACCUGAGAUCACUCCAGAAGUUGAGACAACAACUCGCAGACCACGACCGGAGACAACAACACCAGAACCGGAGACAACCACUACUCGUAGACCACAUUCCGAACCAACGACUCAACACAAACCCAAACCACCGGAAUUGCCGGAGAUUGAUAUCCCGAUCCACGAGCCGCCAGACCAUCAUUUCCCGUACCCACCGAUUGGACCCGAUAGUCCGCCACCCGAGUGCCAACACAUCCGGUGUCGCACCGGAUACCGAUGCGAUUGCAUAAACCCGUGUCCGGCCACCUGUAAAAUGCCAGACCGUAAGCCGUGUUCGGUAUACAUAUGCAAACCGGCCUGUGUUUGCGCCCCCGGAUAUGUACAAACUGCUACUACUAAUGGCACCUGCGUUCCCGUUCAAAGUUGCCCCAAACCCGAACUCCCGCCACAACCCAACCGACCGCCGCAAAUAGUUUGUCCCAAAGUCUGUACGAAUAGUAAGCAAUGUGUUUGUGAGAACCCGUGUCCGGCCACUUGUGCCGAACCAGAGCCCACGGCCUGUCCCACCACUCAAUGUAAUCCCGGCUGUCAUACGGUCUGCAAAAGGGGUCAAGUUUUGGACAGAAAGGGCGGAGAGUGUAUGCCAUUGGAGUACUGUCCGAACCGUCAGUGCAUUCAACCUCCGUGUCAGGACCGGGAGAACGAGGUCUAUCACGAGUGCUCCACACGAUUCUGUAACCGGACGUGCGCUCAGCCCAAGACCUACUGCACGGAACAGUGCGUAAAGCCGGGCAAUUGGGACUGUAGGGCGGGUACAGUACGCGACCCCCGCACUGGCAAAUGCGUGCCAUUCGUGCAGUGCUCGCAACCCAUUGUGUGCGACCGAAGGGAUGAGCUGUUCUACGAGUGCGACACUCGUCUGUGUCAGCGCACGUGUCAACGACCGAACCCCGUGUGCGGCACUCAGUGUCGCCAACCGGGCAAUUGUGACUGCAGGCCAGGACUCGUCCGCGACCUCCGCACGUGUCGGUGCGUCGACCCGAAUGAGCGCUCGUGUGUCGCGCAGAGAGUGGCCGACGAUUACACCCCCUUUUCGCCGGCCCUUCAAUUCAAUCGUUUCUGA
Messenger RNA from Medioppia subpectinata, 2694 nucleotides. The record is from the annotation of a GenBank genome assembly. NCBI's taxonomy places the organism in Eukaryota, Metazoa, Arthropoda, Arachnida, Sarcoptiformes, Oppiidae.